Molecule: messenger RNA, 579 nt
Organism: Gopherus evgoodei (Goodes thornscrub tortoise)
Lineage: Eukaryota; Metazoa; Chordata; Testudines; Testudinidae
Product: 40S ribosomal protein S23
Exons: 4
Coding region: 98-529 (143 amino acids)
Biological process (GO): translation
Cellular component (GO): cytosolic small ribosomal subunit; ribosome
Molecular function (GO): structural constituent of ribosome
Source: RefSeq, a predicted model, not a curated record
CAGCCGGGCCGCCUCGCGCGGGGUCCUCGCAGUGACGUGCAGGAGCCGCGGUGCAGGCUGGGUCUUUCUCUUUGCGGCUCGGGCCAGCAGCAGCGCGAUGGGUAAGUGUCGUGGGCUUCGUACUGCCAGGAAGCUUCGCAGCCAUCGACGGGAUCAGAAAUGGCAUGACAAGCAGUACAAGAAGGCCCACUUGGGUACUGCCCUGAAAGCCAACCCCUUUGGAGGAGCUUCCCAUGCCAAGGGAAUUGUCCUGGAAAAAGUUGGCGUAGAGGCUAAGCAGCCUAAUUCAGCCAUCAGGAAAUGUGUCAGAGUCCAGCUGAUCAAGAAUGGCAAGAAAAUAACAGCCUUUGUUCCUAAUGAUGGUUGCUUGAAUUUCAUUGAGGAAAAUGAUGAAGUUCUGGUUGCUGGCUUUGGUCGGAAAGGUCACGCUGUUGGUGACAUUCCUGGAGUUCGCUUCAAGGUUGUCAAAGUAGCCAAUGUUUCCCUUUUAGCCUUGUACAAAGGCAAGAAGGAGAGACCAAGAUCAUAAACUUUUGUUACUCUGUUAAGGAUGUCAAUAAAAAUGUUCAUCCAAAGAAA